AUGUCGCACCGAAUCACCUCUCUUCCCUGGCUGUCUCUCGCAUUUGGCGCGUUGAGCGUUGCUCUGCCGAGCUCGCAGAUCCAAAGUGCCGUUGCAGACUAUCCAACGACCACCCUCAGUGCAAGCCAUCACUCCGACUCGAAAACUGUCUUUGUAGGCCGUUCCCUACCGGAGUUUGAUCAGGAACUGUUCCUGGGCAUCAAGUAUGCGGACCAGCCCGUUCGAUUUACACCGUCGAGCUUGAAAACAUCCUAUGCUGCCAAUGACAGUAACUCGGGCCCCUAUGACGCCUCCGGGGCUGGUCUGGCUUUAUCGAAGGGCACAGUGCUGUACAAUGCCACCCAAUACGGGCACGAAUGUCCCGGCUACGGAUCGGACGAGACGAAGCUGGUCAAUCUGGGGCUGAUCACCUUGAAUGAAGACUGCCUGAACCUCAAUGUCAUUCGCCCUUCGCGGAAAUCGGAUCAUGAGGAAUUGCUUCCGGUGAUGAUUUGGAUUUUCGGAGGUGGAUGGCAGCAGGGAGCUACUGCUGAUCCGAGAUAUAAUAUGAGCUAUAUCCUUCAUCAAGGAGCUCUGAAUGACAAGCCAGUGCUUGGCGUCUCGAUCAAUUAUCGUGUUGCCGCGUUUGGAUUCCUGGACUCAGAGGAAGUUAGGGCUACUGGCAAUAACAAUCUGGGUCUACGGGAUCAACGAGUCGCCAUGCGAUGGGUCAAGAAGAACAUCAAGGCGUUUGGGGGUGAUCCCGACAGAAUCACCAUCUGGGGAGAAUCUGCAGGUGCCUACAGCGUUGGAGCUCAUUUGGUUGCCAAUGGUGGUGACAAUGAGGGUCUUUUCCGGGCCGCAAUCAUGGAAUCUGGUAACGCUGUUGGACCCCCAUGGAACGGCACGGACUGGCAUCAGCCGAUGUACGACCGCAUCGUGAACAAGACAGGUUGCUCGACAUCCUCGGAUACACUCCAGUGUCUGCGAGAAGCCCCGUACGAGUCCUUGUACGACGUGGCAUAUGAGGGCCUGGAAUGGUUCGCCGCCGUCGACGGGUCCUUUAUCAAGGAGUACCCUCAGAUUAGUUACACUGAGGGCCGACUGGCAAAGGUACCCAUUCUCCUUGGAUCCAACACAGACGAGGGGACCAGCUUUGGUACUACAGGGACAAACACCGAUGAAGACUGCAUUAACCAACUCAUAUCCUCGAAACGCUGGGUGCUCACCCGCGAAGAAGCCACGCAGCUUCUCGCGUACUACCCCAACGACCCUGCCCUGGGAUGUCCCUACGGCUGGGGAAACGUGACAUGGCCGAAGCUGGGACUGAUGUACAAACGGUACGAAUCGAUGGCAGGAGAUCUGACCAUGGCCGCACCAAGACGGCUGCUUGCGGAGACCAUGGCCAAGUACACGAAACAAGUCUACUCUUAUCGAUGGGACGUGCCAGCCCUAAAUACAAGUAGCACCAUUGGUGUCGGACAUUUUGCAGAGGUAGCUGCCACCACCUUGCAUAUGACACCCAUGGCUCAUUUUGUCGUACAGAUCCCCUUCGUCUUUGCAAAUCCCGUGCAAAGCAUUACACCGCUCGGUACUGAUCCCGCCCGUCUUGAACUGGGCAACAUGGCCGCUCGAAUGUGGACGUCCUUCGUGACGGACCUGAAUCCCAAUGGACAUGGAGUACCGCAAAUCCCACAAUGGCCCAAGUACACACCAGGAAAGAGGGCGUCAAACUUUGUCUUUCGUUUGCCUAGAAAUGGAAGCUAUGUGGAGCGGGAUGACUACCACGUGGAUGGGAUGGAUUAUAUCAACAGUAUUGCACGAUAA
Messenger RNA from Aspergillus thermomutatus, 1806 nucleotides. RefSeq names its product putative triacylglycerol lipase (LipA). The coding region runs from base 1 to 1806 and encodes 601 amino acids. The record is from RefSeq and is a predicted model, not a curated record. Lineage: Eukaryota; Fungi; Ascomycota; Eurotiomycetes; Eurotiales; Aspergillaceae. The transcript has 8 exons.